Molecule: messenger RNA, 2908 nt
Organism: Chara braunii
Lineage: Eukaryota; Viridiplantae; Streptophyta; Charophyceae; Charales; Characeae
Source: the annotation of a GenBank genome assembly
CGACAAGUGCAUAGGAAGUCAACAAUGGACAGACGGGAGAGCUCCGUCGGACAGCAAAGACGUGUCAUGGAAUUCUCCAUUCCUGAUCGGCCCCUGUCAGGGCAUCGACCGGCCGCAUAUGACCCGUCGUUGUACAGUCAUCUUACACCGCACGAGCAGUCGUUGCCGCCGGAUCCGGAGGACGCCUGGGUUGAGGAUUUGUCCAACACACUUCCUUUGGGGAGUGGAUCUACGCAGGACUGGACGAGCAGGCAGUGCCAGCAGAGGGAAGCAGGGAACAGGCGUGAGUCGUUCUCCGCAUUAUUGAACGAAGGUGUCGACAACGCCUCCACGGAGCUUGUCGACUUGGAUUUCGGAUUGUCCAGCGAGAGUGGUGCAAGUGGUCCGACCCACGGCGGGGGCACGACUGUCGGACAAACGGCCGUGGGCGUGGUGGGAGCGCCAACGUUCGGAGGAAGAUCGUCCCGUGUUGGUGGGCCAACGGAUGGGUGUCGUCCACCGCCCUCCAGUUCCGUAGGCGCCGGGCCACCUGGCGAGUCGUCAAGGGCAGCGACACCCACCCUCCCCGCAGUAUCUUCGCCUGCAAUGUGGCAGAGGGCGACCGCAAGUGCUGCAAUCAAUGAUGCGACUCCACCGGAAGAGAUCGGGAGGCAGGCGUGGGACAACUGCCGCCAACAGAUGCGGUGUGCUGGCGGGGACAACAUCACCACCAGUGUGUCCAGGCUGCGUGGGGGGAGCGACGUGGAUGCAGACGACAGCUGUCGGGCGAGUGGGGACGAGUCUCCGGAUUCCCGUUACGAAGACGACGCGGAAGAUGCUGACGGGCUGGAGAUCCGACCCGUGGCUGCACGUGGUGGGCGGAGGGGAGGAGGCGGACGUCAACAGAGGGCCGCUUCGCGUGGUGGUCGAGGAUCGAAGGCUCCUGUGGGCGACAAGGGCGGCAAGCACCCAGCUUGGAGUGUCGAGGAGAUGCUGAAGCUCACUCGAGCGAAGCGGGAUCAGCAAGCUCAUUUCGAGGGAAUGCCGCACAACUACGGUCGCAUGCGCAACAGGGAGUGGAAGCUACUGGACCUGCAGAAGCGGCUGGCAGAGGUGGGAGUCAACAGGACAACGGACAACAUCGGCAAGAAGUGGGAUAACGUCUUCCAACAGUACAAGAAGGUGCAGUGUUACCAAAACAUGUCCGGGGGGAAGAACUUCUUCAUAUUGACUCCUGCAAUGAGAACGGAGGAGGGCUUCAACUUCCGAAUGGAUAAGCGAGUGUUCAAUGAGAUCGACAACAUGUCGCAAAAUAACAAGACCAUCUACCCGGACAACAUCGCAGACACGAGCGCCCGCGGAGGAGUGGCGCCAGUAAUGGAUGGUCAGUGCCAGGCGCCCGUUGGUGGAGAGUCCGCUGUCGGUGGAGAGGGGGGUGAUGGCGUCGAUGAAGAUGGGGGUUCGACCCGGGAGUCGGGGUUCAGUGCAGGGAGCACGGGCGCUCCAGGAAAGAGUAAAAACAUGCGCCAGCAAAGCUUCGACGCCAUCGCCGAAGUGAUGGAGAAACACGGUGCAUUGAUGGCGGACAUUGUAGAGGGUACGAGCAAGCGGCAGUGUAACAUCCUGGAGCGGCAGUGUGACAUACUAGACCGGGAGGUUGACACCCGUGCCGGCCUAACAGGAAGGGGGCAUGUCCCGAGGUCGACGAAGCUCUGCACGGGAGACGGGUCGGAAGGCGAGAUGGGGGGUAAGGGGGGAGAGGGCGUGACGCUUAUGGAUAUCACUUCGGCAGGGACGCCUACGCUUGGGUUCGGGCGAGAAAGUGUGAGCAGGGAGCGUCUGCUUGCGCUCACCAUCCUUGGCGUCCUGACGUCCACGCGCGCCGGCGGUGGCGGGACGGCGUGUCCGCAAGUGGUUGUGAUCGGUGACAUUCCGCCGCAGAGGGCCAUGGGUUCUACAUCUACCAUCGCAUCCAUGGUGGAGCGCGCUGAUAAAGGUCCAGUCAGUGAGUCUCCAUCGCGCCACGUGGAGGCGUUGAACAUGACGAUCGUGGGCGCUUCGUCGAGGGCUGUCCUUCAAUCCGCACAAGCAGCAAGCGUCGUUGUCCAUGCCCCCAUCGCCACUGCAAGAGAAAAGCGAGAAGAUCGGAGGUCGUUUUCAAGGUCCGAUGGUUUCGCCCGCGCGGAGUCCUACGUCGCCGUGGAUUACCCCACCGACCUGGCGAGAGCAGUCUGGCAGAGCUUGGAGUGGUCGAGGAUAGUGCCGCCCAGCGUAGUUUACCACACGGUCGCUUUGAAGAUGGACAUCCCAUUGUGGUUUGCCGGGGCGUAUAUCGAGGACAGGCCGGAGGAUGAUGACAUGGCCGCGCACCAGGAGGCGACUGUGAUGCAUCUAGCGUCGUGUUUGCACAAUGCGAUCUGCGCCGGCCAGUGGUGGGACGACGGUAGAUUGUCCCACCACAGACUGAGUAGAAUCGGGGAUGCUUUCCGCCUGCUUCUCGCCGCGUGCAUGUGGAUCAUGCGUAUGGGAGGCAAUGAUGCGCGCUCCUACGAGGAGGCGUCGUACUACUCGCAGCUAGUGGCGAAGCCGACUCUAGUGGCGACCUGUUCAUUGUCCUUCAACUGGCGCCGCCAUGUGAUGCACUCGACUAACGCGGUGUUAAGUCGCCUACGGAAGCCACCGUUGACGCUGGUCGCUUUCCCUGACUACAUCCCGGAGUGGGCUUCGUGCGGAGUGCGGUUCAACUACAACGCUGGCCUGGCGGAUCCGACGUCGCGGCGAGAAUGGAGUGGAUGGGGACGGGACCUUUUGAAGGCGAUCGGAAGGAGGACGGUCCACAAGACGAAACAAGGAUAAUGGAGUGCAUGAUGGGCGAGGCGAAAGGAGCCUGGGGUUGGUUCGGUUGGAGGUUUUGCGCUCGCGAGCAGGA